ACAUUCCCGCCACUUUCCGUCGCUCAAUAAAAAAAAGUUCCCCCUCCUCGCUUCUUACCCUCCUCCUCUGCUAUCUUCUCUUCAGGCGUUAGAUCUUUCUAGGAAUGGCCAGAUCUGUGACCUCAGGAGCCAUCUCGAUGCUCCUCUCCAAUCCUUCUCCUGACUCGCCUACCGACUUGCCGGAGAUCAUCGUUCAGGUCGUCGAUCUGAAGCCCAUCGGCAGCAGCAGCACACGUUUCACGUUUAAGGCCAGUGAUGGGGAGAUGAAGCUUAAAGGGAUGCUUCCAACUUAUUUGUCUACAGAAAUUCAAUCUGGAAAAUUACAAAACCUAGGUCUAAUCCGUAUUCUGGAUUAUACUUGCAACUCCAUUCCUAAUCAGUCUGAAAAGGCUUUGAUAGUGACAAAGUGUGAAGUAGUUUCUCCUUCUCUUGAAUUGGAAAUUCAAAAUGAUGUAAAGAAAGAAAAGCCUGAUAUGAGUUUAGAAUCUAAGCAAGAGGAGUUUGUUAACAAUGCUGUGAAAAUAGAGGCACCUAUGGUAACAUUAAAAUCUAAGCAACCUAUGGUGUCAAAAUCUGCUGCCCAGAUUGUGCACGAACAGCAUGGAAAUGUUGCUCCUGCUGCUCGUCUUGCUAUAUCAAGAAGAGUCCAUUCUCUAGCUUCCUUGAAUCCUUAUCUAGGAAAUUGGACCAUUAAGGUUCGACUCACAAAUAAAGGGAGUUUGAGAUCAUACAGGAAUGCAAAAGGAGAAGGCCAGGUUUUUAAUGUAGAAUUGACAGAUGAAGAUGGCACUCAAAUUCAAGCUACAAUGUUUAAUGAAGCUGCAACUAAGUUUUAUCCUAGGUUUGAGUUGGGAAAAGUAUAUUUCAUAUCAAAAGGGUAUCUCAGAGUUGCAAACAGGCAGUUCACAACUGUAAAAAAUGAUUAUGAGAUGAAUCUAAAUGAGAACUCCAUUGUUGAAGAGGCAGAAGGGGAAGUUUUUGUCCCUGAAAUCAAGUAUAAUUUUGUCAAGAUUGAUCAAUUAGGGUCGUAUGUGAAUGGGAGGGAGCUCAUAGAUUUGAUAGGUGUUGUUCAGAAUGUUUCAUCAACUUUGAGUAUCCGGAGGAAAAGCAACAAUGAAAUGAUUCCAAAGCGAGAUCUUACUAUUGCAGAUGAUUCGAACAAAACCGUUACUGUCUCCUUGUGGAAUGAACUUGCCACAGAUGUUGGGCAGGACUUGCUAGAUAUGGUUCAUACCUCACCAGUUGUAGCCAUAAAAUGCCUUCGAGUAGGAGAUUUUCAAGGUAUAUCUUUGUCAACUUUAAGUAAAAGCACAAUGAUAAUAAACCCAGAUUUUCCUGAAUCAAAGAAGUUGAAGUCUUGGUAUGAUUCAAAAGGAAAAGGAACUCCAAUGGCAUCUGUUGGAUCAAGCUUGGUCUCUUCCACCAAAAAUGGAUUGAGGUCAAUGCAUACUGAUAGAGUUUUCCUUACUCAUAUAACUGAGAACCAAAGUCUAGGUCAAGAUAAGCCUGCCUUCUUCAGCAUAAAUGUCUACGUAAGCUUCAUUAAGCCUGACCAGACAAUGUGGUACCGAGCAUGCCCUACUUGCAACAAGAAAGUUAUUGAAGCUGUUGGUUCUGGAUACUGGUGUGAAUCAUGUCAGAAGAAUGAUGAGGAAAGCUCUUUAAGAUACAUAAUGGUGGUUAAGGUCACAGAUGCUUCAGGUGAAGCCUGGCUUUCAGUUUUCAAUGAGCAAGCUGAGAAAAUACUUGGAUGCUCUGCCGAUGAGCUCAAUAGAAUAAAAACUGAGGAGGGAGAUGAAAAGUAUCAACUCAAACUGAAGGAAGCAACAUGGGUUCCGCACCUGUUCCGGGUUAGUGUGGUGCAUACUGAGUACAUGCACGAGAAGAGGCAGAGGAUAACGGUUAGAGCUCAAGCUCCAAUGGAUUGCUUGGCUGAAUCAAAAUACCUACUGGAAGAGAUAGAAAAGAUGUCUGUAUGCUAAUGUUCUGUGUUUUAUAUCUAAUUUUCAGCUGUCUCGUUCUUUCUCUGAGCAAACUUUGUUACUUUGCAUUCUUUUUGUUUCCUCUGAAAGAAUGUACGCUCGAAGCAUGUGUAAUAUAUGUCCCAAUGUUCUUGAAGUAAAGUCCUAACAUCAUUAUUCAUUAAA
Zingiber officinale is the source of this 2147-nucleotide messenger RNA. RefSeq names its product replication protein A 70 kDa DNA-binding subunit B-like. The record is from RefSeq and is a predicted model, not a curated record. The transcript is spliced from 12 exons. Gene Ontology annotation, cellular component: DNA replication factor A complex; nucleus. Bases 105 to 1982 code for a protein of 625 amino acids. NCBI's taxonomy places the organism in Eukaryota, Viridiplantae, Streptophyta, Magnoliopsida, Zingiberales, Zingiberaceae. Gene Ontology annotation, biological process: double-strand break repair via homologous recombination; telomere maintenance via telomerase; DNA replication. Gene Ontology annotation, molecular function: single-stranded telomeric DNA binding; damaged DNA binding.